Aspergillus ibericus CBS 121593 is the source of this 1206-nucleotide messenger RNA. Its product is annotated as branched-chain amino acid aminotransferase, cytosolic. The transcript is spliced from 3 exons. Gene Ontology annotation, biological process: L-valine biosynthetic process; L-leucine biosynthetic process. Gene Ontology annotation, cellular component: mitochondrion. NCBI's taxonomy places the organism in Eukaryota, Fungi, Ascomycota, Eurotiomycetes, Eurotiales, Aspergillaceae. The record is from RefSeq and is a predicted model, not a curated record. Bases 1 to 1206 code for a protein of 401 amino acids. Gene Ontology annotation, molecular function: branched-chain-amino-acid:2-oxoglutarate transaminase activity.
AUGGGUUCCAUUGCGCCUUCCCUUGCUGAGCUCGAUGCCUCGGCCGUCAAGGUCACCCGCUCGACCAAUCUCCGCGAUGUGCCUCUUCCUGGCUCCGCGGAGGAGCUGAGCCACUCCUACUGCACCGAUCAUAUGGUCACUGCCCGAUGGACCGCGACUAAUGGCUGGGAGGCGCCCGAAGUGAGACCAUUCGAGAACCUCAGCAUCCCGCCCACGGCUUCCUGCUUGCACUAUGCUACCGAAUGUUUCGAGGGUAUGAAGGUAUACCGGGGAUAUGAUGGCAAGUUGCGUCUGUUUCGGCCGGACUGCAACGGAGAGCGUUUGGUGAACAGCGCCAAGCGGUCCUCGUUGCCUGGCUUCCGGUACGAGGAGCUCAAGCGCCUCAUCGCCAAGUUGAUGCAGAUCGAUGGACCCCGUUGGCUGCCCAAGGAUCAGCCCGGUCGUUUCCUCUACCUCCGCCCUGCGAUGAUCGGUAGCGGCCCACACUUGGGCGUCCAGAAACCCAAGGAAGCCCUCCUCUUCGUCAUUGCCGUGCCGUGGCCCGAUCCCGCCAAGAAGCAGACCGACCAGCCUGGUGUUCCGUACGGUCUGAAGCUUUACGCUUCUCAGCCCGAUACUAUCCGUGCUUGGCCUGGUGGUUUCGGAUACGCGAAGCUCGGCGCGAACUAUGGUCCGUCGUUGGUUGCCCACAGCCAGGCCCAGGAGCUUGGGUUUGAUCAGGUCCUUUGGCUGUUCGGCGAGGACCGCCAGGUCACCGAGGCAGGUGCUAGCAACUUCUUCAUUGUGUGGGAGAACAAGGAGAGUGGAAAGCUUGAGCUGGUCACCCCCACGUUGGAGAACCAGCUGAUCCUUCCUGGUGUCACUCGUCGCAGUGUUCUGGAGUUGGCACGCACGCGUCUGUCCCAGGCCGUUGGAAAGCUUGCGCCGGUCGAUGUGGUCGAGAAGCAGUUCACGAUCGAUGAUAUCCAGCAGGCUUGGAAGGAGGGACGUAUCGUCGAGGCGUUCGUCUGCGGUACUGCUUACUUUGUCACCCCCAUCAGGCUCAUCCGCAACGGAGACGUGGACAUGAACAUGCAGGAGGCUGGUGCCGAGCGCGCCGGAUAUUCGACUCAGAUCAAGUCGUGGCUGGAGGCCAUCAUGUUCGGCAUGAAGGGCGAGGAAUCCCACGAGUGGGGAUAUGUCAUUGACAACGAAACCGAGCAGUAA